AUGGCGGAUGACACAGGCGGCGCGCCGCCUUUGUCCUCUCCUUAUAUAGACCGGCGUGGCCCGGCCCCGCCUACGCCUCGAUCAACAUCCCCAAGAACCAAUCGCAGAGGCGGCUGCUUUGGUGUGGCCAGUAUGCUGCUGUCUUACCAGGAAGUCCCAGUUGCUCUUUUAACAAGCAAAUCCCAGAACCCAUUAAGGUCUGGAAUGAGAUUCAGUGAAGUAGCCACACAGCAUAGUGAAAAUAAAGCCAGGCACGGGGUCGACUUGGGUUGGAGGACCAGAAGACCCAUUGUGGGACCAUUUCAAGAAGCGGCAUUUGCCUUGCCUGUAAAUGGACUGGACAAGCCUCUGUUUACAGAUCCACCAGAGACAAAAUUUGGAUGUCAUAUUAUUAUGGUUAAAGGGAGAAAAUAG
Molecule: messenger RNA, 414 nt
Organism: Jaculus jaculus (lesser Egyptian jerboa)
Lineage: Eukaryota; Metazoa; Chordata; Mammalia; Rodentia; Dipodidae
Product: peptidyl-prolyl cis-trans isomerase NIMA-interacting 4-like
Exons: 4
Coding region: 1-414 (137 amino acids)
Biological process (GO): rRNA processing
Molecular function (GO): peptidyl-prolyl cis-trans isomerase activity; DNA binding
Source: RefSeq, a predicted model, not a curated record